AUGGGUUGCAGUGACGAUGCGAAGCUAGAUGAAGGUGUAAGGUAUCAUUGUCUCGACCAUCCAGAUAUCUUGCUCCCAUGGAAUGUCACUCAGACCUGGGCUGACGGAAAUCUGUCAAAUGCUGGUUUCGGUGUUGACCAUGUCCCUCUUUCUGACACCCUCUGUCAGGACUCGCUGCUACCACCUCGCAACUCAUCUAGUCCAUGUGACACGGUUGGGUUUUAUUAA
Messenger RNA from Fusarium pseudograminearum CS3096, 228 nucleotides. RefSeq lists its product as uncharacterized. The record is from RefSeq and is a predicted model, not a curated record. The transcript is spliced from 3 exons. Bases 1 to 228 code for a protein of 75 amino acids. NCBI's taxonomy places the organism in Eukaryota, Fungi, Ascomycota, Sordariomycetes, Hypocreales, Nectriaceae.